UAAUUCUUCCUUGCUUGAAGAUGAAUUACCAACUGAAUCAACAGUAACUGUAACAGGGUCUGUAAAUUAUAAAAAAGAUGCAAUAACUUGGCAUGAAACCAAAAAUAAGGAGCAUUUAAGUUCUAUAAAAUUAUACAACAAUUCCAAACAAACAACAAUAAUAGCUGCAAAUCAAAAUCAGUACAAUAAAAUCAAAGCUCAAAUUAUUCAACAAAUGAAA
Entrophospora candida is the source of this 220-nucleotide messenger RNA. The record is from the annotation of a GenBank genome assembly. NCBI's taxonomy places the organism in Eukaryota, Fungi, Glomeromycota, Glomeromycetes, Entrophosporales, Entrophosporaceae.